AUGUCAUACGCUAACGUUGCUGCAAAUGGCUCCAGUCCAAAACCUGAACAGGCCCCAGAAACUUCAAGGCCGUCCUCGUCAUCUACCUCAACAUCUGUCUCCGAGGUAGCCGCUGCAGACUCUGAAAAGACUGCUGAAACCACUCAGGAGGAACAACCUGCCUCUUCGGCUGGCGCCAGUGCUCCUGGCGCCACUUCUUCCACGGCCACUCCAAAGAAGGAGAAAAAGUCCUUGGCUCCAGCUCCCGUGCCCACGAAAUCUGUUUGGGGUGCUUCUGCUUCCAACGACUCUACUGCUGUCGACGAACACAAGUGGCCCACUCCUGACAAGGCUCCUGUUCUUCUGCCCUUGGCCCAGCCUACCAACAAGGCUGCUGCCAAGUUCAUCAAGCCUAACAAGUGGGUUCCUAUUAAUGCCAAGGUCGUUUUGCCUUCUCCCAGAAACCAAAACUCUGGAGCCGGUGGCCAACAGAAAUCCAAGAGAAAGAACAAGGCCAACCGCAAGAAGACCGUUGGUGCCAAUGAGGGUUCUGCUCAAGAUGACUCCGUCAAAAGAGAUGACAAGGUUAAGAGAGAGGAAGACGAGAUUAAUGCUCAAAAUGAAUCUCUAAAAGAACCUUCUGCUGAAGACCCAGAAGGUAACGCCCAGGGCUACAACCAAGAUAGAAAGAGGUAUAGUGCCAGCUCUGCCUCUGGGCAAAGUCCAGCUCAGCAGGGCCAAAAGCUCAACAGAAAGUUCACCCCUCAGGCUCAGCCAGCUCAGAAUGGCAAGCCCUCUCAGCAGAACCGUCAACAACAGAAUGGCUACUACCCUCCUUACGGCAACAACCAGGCAUACAACAACUUCAACGGUCAAAGGCAAUACAGACCUUCUAAUGCCGGUCAAUACAGAAGAAACAACAGUUCUGGCAACAUUCAAAAUGCCUACCCUAACGGUUACCGCGGCCCAAUGGGUAUGCCAUUUGUGCCUCAGAUUCCUCACCACCCUAUGCCACAUGGUAUGAUUCCAGGUAUGCCAUAUGGUGCUCCAGUCCCCGUCCAGAUCCCUCCACCAAUCAGCCCCAAACAGGAGCCUCUGCAAGCCUUGACGCAACAAGUCGAUUACUACUUCUCGCUAGAGAACUUGCUCAGGGACAUUUUCUUGAGAAAGAACAUGGGCACUGAAGGUUGGAUCGAUUUGGAUGUGAUUCUCAGCUUUAAGAGAGUCAAGAUCAUCACUAAUGGCAUUCUGAACGCGUUUGAAGUCUCUGACGAGGCACAGCGUGCUGAAUUAUUGGACCAGACUAUUUUGGCAGCUGUCCAGAGAUGUAACAAUGUUGAGCUUGGAUACUUGAAUGGUAAGGACAGCAACAAUGCUACUGCUACUGAAGUUCAGUUGAGAGUCAAGAAUAACUUUGAGCAAUGGUUGUUGCCUGACAACGUCCAGUUAUGA
Molecule: messenger RNA, 1431 nt
Organism: Candidozyma haemuli
Lineage: Eukaryota; Fungi; Ascomycota; Pichiomycetes; Serinales; Metschnikowiaceae
Exons: 1
Coding region: 1-1431 (476 amino acids)
Molecular function (GO): RNA binding
Source: RefSeq, a predicted model, not a curated record